Messenger RNA from Microplitis mediator, 1974 nucleotides. It is a transcript of the gene LysRS, whose product is annotated as lysine--tRNA ligase. Gene Ontology annotation, molecular function: ATP binding; tRNA binding; lysine-tRNA ligase activity. The transcript is spliced from 6 exons. The record is from RefSeq and is a predicted model, not a curated record. Gene Ontology annotation, biological process: lysyl-tRNA aminoacylation. Lineage: Eukaryota; Metazoa; Arthropoda; Insecta; Hymenoptera; Braconidae. Gene Ontology annotation, cellular component: mitochondrion; cytoplasm; cytosol. The coding region runs from base 87 to 1901 and encodes 604 amino acids.
AUUUUCAAAUUUAACAAAUGGGGUUUCAGUGCCGGGAGUUUAGUUUCUUAAAUAUUUAAUUAAAUGUGAUAAUUUUAUUUUUUAAAAUGUUACUACAUAUAACCAAACAUAUGAGUUAUUUUUUCCCGGCAUUGUCAUGCUCGGCUGUGAUUAAACCAUAUGGAAAAUUACGUCACAUUUCUUUACGUGCAGCCUCAUUUAAUCGUGAAUUAAAAAGAAGACUAAAAGCUGAACAAAAGCUCAAAGAAAAAGCGGAAAAAGAUGCCAAGGCCGCAGCGGAAGUCGACCCAUCAAAAGAAAAGAAAGAAAAAAUAAAAGAAGAAGAAAUCAGUCCCAAUGAAUAUUUUAAGUUACGCGUCAAUGCAAUCAACGAAUUGAAGGAUUCAAAUGACAGCCCGUAUCCCCACAAGUUCCACGUAUCGUCUUCCCUUGAAAACUUCAUCGGUAAAUUUGCGGAAAAAGUAAAACCCGGUGAAAUUUUUGACAAGGAAGUCCACAGUAUUGCCGGGCGUAUCCACUCGAUACGCAGAGCCGGCGCAAAAUUAAUUUUCUAUGAUCUGAGAGCCGAGGGAUUGAAGGUACAGAUGAUGGCCAACGCCAAGUAUUAUGAGAACGAAGAGACUUUCGUUACUGACAACGAUAAACUUGGACGCGGUGACAUCGUUGGAGUACUCGGAGUACCGACUAAAUCUAAACUAGGAGAAUUUUCAAUUUUGCCGCGCAAAAUUACACUUCUGAGUCCGUGUCUUCAUAUGCUGCCGCAUUUGCACUACGGACUUAAAGACAAAGAGACGAGAUUCCGUCAACGUUAUUUAGAUUUAAUAUUAAAUGCGAGUGUACGCGAAAAGUUUCAAAUAAGAGCCAAAAUAAUUGCGUACGUACGUAAAUUUUUGGACGAGAUGGGAUUUUUGGAAGUUGAGACCCCGAUGAUGAACAUGAUCGCGGGUGGUGCGACUGCUAAACCAUUUGUCACGCAUCACAAUGAUUUAAAUAUGGACCUUUUUAUGCGCGUCGCGCCAGAAUUGUAUCUCAAGAUGUUAGUAGUCGGAGGAUUUGAUCGAGUCUAUGAAAUAGGCCGGCUAUUCCGUAACGAGGGAAUAGACAUGACCCACAACCCCGAGUUUACAUCAUGCGAAUUUUAUAUGGCGUACGCAGACUACAACGACUUGAUGUCAAUAACCGAGAGCCUGGUCUCAGGAAUGGUCAAAAGCAUCCACGGAAGCUACAAAAUAAUUUACCAUCCCGACGGACCGGAAGGCGAGGGAGUAGAAAUAGAUUUCACGCCUCCAUUCAAACGCGUCCCGAUGAUAAAAACCCUCGAGGAGAAGCUCAACGUCAAGUUCCCCGAGCCAGACAAACUCAGCACCGAUGAAGCAAACAAGUUCCUGAGCGAGCUCUGCAUCAAACACGGAGUCGAGUGUCCCGCGCCCAGAACUACCGCGCGAUUGCUGGACAAACUAGUCGGAGAGUUCAUAGAAGAGACUUGCAUCCACCCGACCUUCAUCACAGACCAUCCCCAAAUAAUGUCCCCGCUCGCCAAGUGGCAUCGCUCCGCCAAGGGCCUCACCGAGAGGUUCGAGAUGUUCGUGAUGAAGAAAGAACUCUGCAACGCGUACACUGAAUUAAAUGACCCGAUUGUCCAGCGAGAGAGGUUUGAACAGCAGGCGAAGGACAAGGAUGCCGGUGACGACGAAGCUCAGAUGAUUGAUGAAAAUUUCUGCACUGCCUUGGAGUAUGGGCUUCCGCCUACUGCCGGCUGGGGAAUGGGUAUCGAUCGGUUGACGAUGUUCUUAACUGACUCUAAUAAUAUUAAGGAGGUUUUGUUAUUCCCAGCAAUGAAACCAGAUGAUCCUACCAAACACAAGGAAGAUGGAGAAUUAAAAACUGAACCUGACCAAUAGAAUGUCCUUUAAUUUUUGUAACAGUUAAAUAAACUCAACAGUUAAUUGCAUACUGUUUUAUAUUUAUUAUCAA